CCUCUCGCGAGUCUCCGUUGCAUGUCACGUGCAGCGCCCUCUUGGCAUCUCGCGUCAAACAUUGCCACGUCGCAGAUUCCGAUCUCACAGACAGAAGGAAUGAUUGUCACCGGCUGCCCUGCUCCUUCUGCUGCACCACAAGCUCCAGCGGGGAGGGCCAGUCAGACGCGCCCGCCUAUGUGGCUGGCACUCACUGGCACACCGAAGCGGAACGGAGGCGGAAGCGGAAGCAGAGGCAGGGCCCAGAACCGCGAGGAACGGAACGAAGAAGUGAGCCAAGGAUGAAUCAGCCACAUCCCUCCAUCUACGUCACUGACAGCCGGGGGGCACAGCUCAAAGAGGAAGAUGUGUAGUACAAGUGCGGACCAAGGCUUGACUCCAUCCCUGGCCUGUUCCAAUCCUAACUAUCAUACGCUCCACUGUACCAUUCUCAUACAAUGGCGUCUUCAGCUUACCUCAAGGCUGCCACGCAUCUCUGGCCCACCUUGCAGUCUUUCCCCUCCACCUUCCACGCCUUCUUCACCUCUCACCCCGUCCUCUCCCUUGAGUCAUGGCUCACCUACUAUGCCACCGUAGACCCCCUCCACACCGCCAUUGUCCUCUGUACGAUCUCAGCUACAGCCUGCUAUGUGAUGCAACAGAUCACCGGUAACGCCUCACAGGUGGACCGCAUCUGGACCUUUGCACCAGUCUGGUACGGAGCUCACUUUGCAGUACAGCCCGUCCUCACUUUCUACGGUCGCAAAGUUUUUUCCAGUCCCGACACUUCUGCUCAUCUCCAGCCCAGGCUAGCGCUCAUGCUCGGUCUUCAGCUCCUUUGGUCAUCCCGCCUCUCUUACAAUGCUUGGAGGAGAGGCUUCUUCAAGCUGAGCGAGGAGGACUACCGGUGGCCUGAGCUCAGGAAGGGCAUGAGCAGGCCUCUCUGGGAAGUCUUUUCCCUCUUUUUCAUCGCCAUUGCACAGAACAUCCUCUUGGCCAUGACCGCCCUCCCUCAAUACCUCCUCCUCACCACUACCUUCUCUGCGCUCAACCAACUCAGCCCCAAGCCCAGCCUACAGCUGACCACGGCCGACUAUAUCUUGGCAUCUGUAUUCGUCUUCAAUCUGCUGCUAGAGUUCAUGUCCGACCAUCAGCAGCAGUGCUACCAGAACUUCAAGAGGGACAUGGUCAACCCCAUGUUUGGUCUUCCGAGGGAGAGGAAGGGCAGGGACGAUUUCGUCAUGUUCGAUCUCUUCAGAAAGGACACCGACGUCUUCAAUGAGGACGACAAGAAGCGGGGCUUCAUCACAAAGGGCCUCUGGAGUCUGGCUAGACAUCCCAAUUUCGCCUGCGAGCAGAUGGUCUGGUGGCUCCUCUUCCUCUUCGUGCCCAUCACAUUCUACCACUCCAUCUCCGCCCCUGCUUCUAGUUCACUAGUCGACCUACUCAAGGCGUACCACCCCCUGGUGGCUACAUAUGCCAUUCUCUCGCCCGUGGCCAUGUCGAUCCUCUUCUACGCCUCGACGGACUUCACUGAGAAGAUGUCCACGAGCAAGUACCCUCUCUACAAGGAGUACCAGAAGUGCGUCGACUCGUUCAACCCGCUGAUCACUGGCGUCAAGACGCUGCUCUUGAAUGUCAGGGGUGACGGUAAGAAGGCUUGGGAAGGUACGUGGGGUAAGGUGGAGAAGAAGCAGUGA
Molecule: messenger RNA, 1679 nt
Organism: Microstroma glucosiphilum
Lineage: Eukaryota; Fungi; Basidiomycota; Exobasidiomycetes; Microstromatales; Microstromataceae
Product: DUF1295-domain-containing protein
Exons: 2
Coding region: 438-1679 (413 amino acids)
Cellular component (GO): membrane
Source: RefSeq, a predicted model, not a curated record